GGGUGGUUGCAGGGGGCGGGCGCGACGCGAGCAGUGGCGAGCGAGCGAUCGAUCCAGUCCCCCGCCUCGCGCCUCUAUCUAUUUAUACCGCGGCCAUCCCCUCCCCGGCACACCCGCCGCGUACGUGACCGAGCGCUACCACCAGAGAGAUCGACCGACCGACCGACCACCAGCGGAAGCGGCAGGAUGUCGUGGCAGACGUACGUCGACGAGCACCUCAUGUGCGAGAUCGAGGGCCACCACCUCACCUCCGCCGCCAUCAUCGGCCACGACGGCACCGUCUGGGCUCAGAGCGCCGCCUUCCCGUCGUUCAAGCCCGAGGAGAUGUCCAACAUCAUGAAGGACUUCGACGAGCCCGGGUUCCUGGCCCCGACCGGCCUCUUCCUCGGCCCCACCAAGUACAUGGUCAUCCAAGGCGAGCCCGGCGCCGUCAUCCGCGGGAAGAAGGGAUCUGGAGGCAUCACCGUGAAGAAGACCGGGCAGGCCCUCGUGAUCGGCAUCUACGACGAGCCCAUGACCCCCGGGCAGUGCAACAUGGUGGUCGAGAGGCUCGGCGACUACCUCGUAGAGCAAGGCCUGUAAAAACGGGCCCCGGCCCGCCGCCCGCCCACGGGUUGAAGAAGCCGCCCAAGCAACAAUACGACCGCCAGCCAGCACGUAGUAGUCUGUGUCUACGCACGCGUUCUUAGUCCCCCCCACGCCGCCUGGGAUUGUGCGUGGCUCGAUCCGUUACCUUACCUCCGGCAUUUCUUCCCAUUCCCCCGUCGUCGCCGGUCACCAGAGGAUCUUUCCUUUCUUUGAUUUUUGUUGGUGUCGUUUUGGCAAAUAAUUUUGUGAUUUUCCUCCCGAAUUUGGUUGUCGCCUGAUUUGUGAAACAACGAUAUAUAUAUGUGAUUGAACUGGUACCUAUUCUUUGUAAUGCGAGAAUGUGUAUGUAUAUUCGUUUUAACA
Messenger RNA from Panicum virgatum (switchgrass), 951 nucleotides. RefSeq names its product profilin-A. The record is from RefSeq and is a predicted model, not a curated record. The coding region runs from base 187 to 582 and encodes 131 amino acids. Lineage: Eukaryota; Viridiplantae; Streptophyta; Magnoliopsida; Poales; Poaceae. Gene Ontology annotation, cellular component: cell cortex. The transcript is spliced from 3 exons. Gene Ontology annotation, molecular function: actin monomer binding.